Messenger RNA from Lutzomyia longipalpis, 2580 nucleotides. RefSeq names its product facilitated trehalose transporter Tret1-like. The transcript has 4 exons. Lineage: Eukaryota; Metazoa; Arthropoda; Insecta; Diptera; Psychodidae. Gene Ontology annotation, molecular function: transmembrane transporter activity. The record is from RefSeq and is a predicted model, not a curated record. Gene Ontology annotation, cellular component: membrane. Bases 757 to 2340 code for a protein of 527 amino acids. Gene Ontology annotation, biological process: transmembrane transport.
GAGGAGUGAUUGCACCGCUCAAUGUGAGAGAUUUUCUGUUUUCAUCGUCACACAGAGAGCUUCCAAAUCUUCAUGAAGGUGAUCAUGGCACAAAAAAUUGCCAAGUCUUCGAUGCUUGUUCGCGUGAUUUGUCUCUCUUUGCACUCUCCCACCUGCCGCUCUCGCGAUCUCAAAGUGCCGAUGGGUGGUGGGACAAUUUUCGCAAAGCCUGCAAUCACCGCGAUAUACCUCUGGACAGAUAGUCUCCAUCCGCCGCUCGAUCGCGAGGAGUCACAAUUCGCGCUAACCACCCAAACAGAGUGGUUGUUAAUUAACCGUCACCUCUUACACGACUCAACCGUGAUUUGGUGCUUAAAUUUUACUGAAUAUUGAAUAAUCGUGUCUUUUGCGGGCUUUUUGCUCCCCCUCGUGAAAAACUCUUAUAAAGUUUGUAAUCAAAAAUAAGAAAAAAUCUCAACUAUUUCCCUGAGAAUUUACAACAAAAAAUAUUAGUGAUUAAAUCCGUGUAAUGUUGCAUGAGAGCCAGCAGUGUUGUAGAAUUCCUCACUGAAACAACACAUUUCCUCUCCUUACAAUUGAGACACUUGCGGAAACUUUCUGAGACAUAACUCAGCGAGUAGAGUGAAUCCCACUUAGAGAUUAUCACAGUUAAAUAUUCAUCAACUUUAGUGAUUUGUACAUGCCAAUAGAGACACUGAUGUGAGCGAUUACCUUGGGGGGCAAUUUAAAUUCAAACAAAACCCAGAGAAAAGUGCAAUGGAAGAGAGAAAAGUUAGUAAGUUUCGGAUGUACCUACCGCAGAUCUUAGCGAGUACAGCUAAGAAUCUGCUUAUACUGGAUAUUGGAUUAGCCGUGGCAUUCCCAACAAUCGCCAUCCCACCACUCCUCGGGACUGUUGAGAGCAAAGAGGAGGAAAUUUUCCAUUUUACCGCCGAACAAGCUUCUUGGUUUGGAUCAUUGGCAUUCAUUUUUACGCCAAUUGGGAGCAUCCUAUCAGGAUGGGUGACUGAACCCAUUGGCAGGAAGAAUGCCAUGAUUUUAGUUAAUUUACCCCACAUUGCAGCCUGGCUUAUCCUCCACUAUGCAACAUCUGUGCAGCAAAUGUACUUGGCGGCAGUUCUCCUGGGAUUAGGAACGGGUUUUAUGGAAGCUCCUGUGGUUACAUACGUGGGAGAGAUAUGUCAACCAGCAAUUCGAGGAAUCUUAACUUCCUGCGCAGGAGUAGCAGCAACUCUUGGCUUCUUCCUAGGAUACCUUCUAGGAACUCUGGUUUCAUGGCGCGAAGUUGCUCUGAUCUGCCUCACAAUUCCCGUCUUUACUGUCGUUGCAAUUUGCUUCGUACCGGAAACGCCCCUUUGGCUCCUGUCGCGUGGACGAGAGAAACAAGCCAUGAAAUCCUUGCAAUGGCUCAGGGGGUGGGUUGAUUCAGGAAUUGUUGAGAAGGAAUUUCUGGAACUGCAGCGCUACAGCAUCAAUAGCAGUCGGUGCAACCCGUGUCAGAAGGCGGAUCUAACGUGCACCCAUCCUCCACCAACUUUAAUUGAAAAGAUGAAAGAACUCAUCCGGAAGAGAACCUUGAAGCCCAUGUUCAUUGUAACCAUGUUCUUCUUCUUCUGCCAAUUCAGUGGAAUGUCUGGAAUGCGUCCGUACAUUGUGCAGAUUUUCCAAGCCUAUGGGGCUCCUGUUGACCCAAAUUGGGCCACAGUUGUGACGGGAUUGCUUAAAUUCCUGGCAAACAUUGUUUGCAUGAUUGGUGUGAAGUUCAUUGGAAAACGCCUCAUUACUCUGGUAUCGAUAGCUGGGACAGCUUUCUGCUGCAUUGCCAUUGGUUUCUAUGCUAAUGCUGUUCUCCCACCUGGAUGGAGUUCCUUCGAUAAGCACACAGAAGUUCCUGGCGAUGGAACGUUCCCCAUGGUAAUGAUCUACAUGCUUUCAUUUAUCACGAGUGUUGGAAUGAUUCCUGUUCCAUGGAUGCUGCUCAGUGAGGUCUUUCCAUUCAAAGCUCGAGCUACAUCUGCUGGCAUUGUGGCAGCUUUGUGCUACAUAAUGAUUUUCAUUUCAACCAAAACGUACUUAAACCUCGAACGUAGCCUAGGUUUGGACGGGACGAUAUGGUUCUAUGGGGCAAUAGCUGUUGUAGGCUUCCUUUUCUUCUACUUUUUCCUACCAGAGACUGAAAAUCGAUCUCUCGAAGACAUUGAAAUUCACUUUUCCACCCAAAAGCUCACAAAUAUCAACAUUAAACAGAAAUCUCCCGAAACCACUGAUGAGAAGGUUGAACAGAGUAUUGAAAAUGGGCUGAAUGGCUGUGACAAUAAAGCCUUUACAGAAAAAUACUAGUUUAUAAGAAGUAAAAGUGUGACAAAAUAUGAAAAAAAGAAUAGUGAAAAGAAAAAAUAGUAGAAAUUUACAUAAAUAAAAUUUCAUCUUUAUUUUCUUUGUACAAAAUAAAAUAUUAGAGAGAAACAUUGUACGACGUGCAAAUAAAUUAUUUGCAUUUAGUUUUGAUUAUAUAUAAUGUAUGUAAAAUGGAAGAGAUACUAUGUAUGAAAAUAUAAAACCGGAAAUAUGAGACAUCAA